AUGCCAAACGCUGUUGAUUCAGAGAAUGAAAACGCAUCGGAGUACACGCUUGCCGCUGAGCACGUCAACAGAACGUCGCUCUCUGAACCAGGGCACAAGUCCCAGGCAAGUACCUCGCUGGCGGCGCUUGCUGACGACACAGAAAACGGCGAUAGCGUCUGUGCGCUAUGCCAACAGUUGGAUCUUGCGCAGCUCCGAGUUGAACUAGAGCGAAACGGAACGGAAAGACGCAAACUGGAGGCGAAGAUUGACCGUACUUUUCUGGUGAGUGUGGAUCGCCUUCUCGAACAGGACGCGCUUCUCUGCCGACUUGAGGGCGCGAUCGAGAGCCAGGAACAGGCUCUGCGGCGUUUGGUUCAAGAGUUUCAUCAUGUAGCGGUUAAGCGAGCAAACCAGCUCCCAGCCUUGAGAACAAAGUUAAGACGACUACGCGAGUCGGUCAAAUCCAGCGCGCGUAGCAGGUCGUGGCAAUCACUUGCCGAGGUCCGCGAUCGUCUGGAGCAGGCGAUUCGCCACCGCGAAUACGAUGAAGCGCUAUCACUUUACGCAAAUCUUCGAACAAUGUCGGCAAACCUGGGAAAAGCAUCCCUGGAAAAAGAAUACUUGGAAACACAGAUGUCGUCUCUGGAGACGAUGCUGGCAGUGAGCAUUCUCGAGGAGCUCUCGGAGGCAACCUCCCUAUCAAAAUGUAUUGAAAUGAGCGGUUUUUUGCGAACCUUCGAUUUCUUCGACAAUGCGGAGCUCCGUCGUCUUUUUCUCCAUUGUCGAGGACGCUAUAUCUGGAGAUUUAUCUCCGAUGCAAUGCGAGCGCUCGACGCUCUGCCGACGGAGACUCGGGAGCGAACGGAGGCAAUUGUGGUGCUACAAUUAUCGAGACUCACUGAUGCGCUGCGUCAGAGGGUUCUGAAGCUUUUCACAGAGUACCGAACCCUGUUUUCAAAUGCCAACGCCGAUGACGACGCGUCAGAUUCGGUCGAGGGCGAUGCUUUGCUAGUUGAUGAAGCCUGGUGCGCAUGGCAUCGAGAAUGGCUUACUGCGUACCUGCUCGUCGUCGAGAAGACCAUUGCCCGCGUCUCAGAUGUGGUGCUGAUCCAGACGCUGUUCACACAGACCAUGGCCUUUGCAGCCGCGCUUGGUCGCCUCGAGCUUGAUUUCCGACCACUUUUGGUCCCGCUGUAUGAGCGAGCUGUGUUGCGCGUCUGGCAGCGCAAGCUACACGAUGCUCUGUUGCAUUAUAGCCGGUUGUUGCGAUCGCUAGACCUGGACUCUAUCAACCCGGAGGUGCACAUGAUCUCCAGUGCGCUGGUAGGGAGCGUUGACGCGUCUCCGGAAACAACUGCGUCGGGAGACGGUGCCGUGGAACCGGCGCCGGCCCCAGCCUCAGCCCCGAAAGAAGGUGUAGCUUUGAGCGUUGCACCGAUCGUCCAGCUCCAGAAUGAAAUCGAAAGCGCUAUCCUACAGCUCGGCGUGUUGGUCCCGAGUCGGCACCUCGGAGUCUUUGCGAACGAGCUCUGCCAGGCUCUCAAAGAUGCUGGUGCGGUCAUCGCGGAGCUUCUCGUAUUUCCUCGCUUAAACACGGGAGCAGGACACGUUGGAGACACCCUCAUACGCGCGUUACGCUCCGAGCUCGUCCCGCGAGUCAUGCAGCGGUUUCGCGAGGCGACCGAAAUACCCGCGGAAGAACUAGCACCUUUCGAAGAGAAACUCGAGAGGUUCUACUGCGAACUCGACCAUCUUCCCCCGAUCAAUGAGAAUCAUCACCAAUACAACAGCUAA
Molecule: messenger RNA, 1776 nt
Organism: Cyanidioschyzon merolae strain 10D
Lineage: Eukaryota; Rhodophyta; Bangiophyceae; Cyanidiales; Cyanidiaceae
Exons: 1
Coding region: 1-1776 (591 amino acids)
Biological process (GO): intra-Golgi vesicle-mediated transport
Cellular component (GO): COG complex
Source: RefSeq, a predicted model, not a curated record